Rhopalosiphum padi (bird cherry-oat aphid) is the source of this 2330-nucleotide messenger RNA. RefSeq names its product T-box transcription factor T-like. Gene Ontology annotation, biological process: regulation of transcription by RNA polymerase II; mesoderm formation; heart morphogenesis. The transcript has 5 exons. Bases 156 to 1061 code for a protein of 301 amino acids. The record is from RefSeq and is a predicted model, not a curated record. Gene Ontology annotation, cellular component: nucleus. Gene Ontology annotation, molecular function: DNA-binding transcription factor activity, RNA polymerase II-specific; RNA polymerase II cis-regulatory region sequence-specific DNA binding. NCBI's taxonomy places the organism in Eukaryota, Metazoa, Arthropoda, Insecta, Hemiptera, Aphididae.
CUAAAAUUUUACCUGCCCAGUCACUGGGCACUCAGGUGUGAACGAGACAACACUAAUGUGAGAAACAAAAAUGUGCGUUACUUGUUAAUUGUGUUUUCGUGUAUUGAAUAAUUCUUGGUCCAAUUGUGUUUGUAUCAAGAAAACAAAAACAAAAAAUGAAUAUUAAUUCGAGAGAAAUGACUACUGCCGAAUUACAGAACUUGACUUGGGGCAAAAGGCAUCAAGUGCGAUCAAGAUUGUUGGAUGCUCAACUUUGGUCCGAAUUUUUAGCCAUCAAUAAUGAAAUGAUUGUCACAAAAACAGGGAGGAGAAUGUUCCCGGUGAUUAAAACGCAAGUUACCGGGUUGUGUCCGGGAGAUAUGUACACUGUAUUUUUAGAGUUUGUACAAGUGGUUGGACAACGAUGGAAGUACAUAAACAGCGAGUGGUCGCCGACUACCACGUCGGACCCGGCUACAAAGAAUCCGUUUUAUAAACACCCGGAGUCACCAAAUUUUGGCAAACAUUGGAUGGAUCAACCGAUUUCAUUUGCUAAAAUUAAACUUACCAACAGACCGGAUAACCCGGGACAGACUCACUUAAAUUCAUUACAUCAAUAUGAGACUAAACUUCAUAUAGUCAAAGUUGGAGAUCCGGAUGAUGUUCAAAUUUUUGCAAUGCCUCAAACCAGAUUUAUGGCAGUCACAGCAUAUCAAAACGAAGAGGUGACCAAACUUAAAAUCAAAUAUAAUCCGUUUGCGAAGGCGUUUAAAGACACUAAAGUCAAAGCUGAGGAAAAGGAUAGAAGAGAACAUCAAGAUGUUUAUCAGCCAGCACUUGGAUACGAAAGUAGUUUGAAUUUUUCUCACCACGAGAAUUAUAAUACAACAACAUCCGAUGAUUGGUUAUCUCAGUACGGAGGUCAAAGAGAACCAAUCAAUCGAUGUCAAUGUACAGCUUGUUAUUUUGUUAAGCCACAAGUCAAUCAUAAAAAGUGUGUCCCUAUUUAUAGUUCUGGCCAGGACGACGAACACACUGCAUAUCAGCAAGCAUCUUACAGUUGGACACAAUUAGGAGGAUAACGUAUAACAUAUAACAUAUUAUUAAUAUAUUUUCACAGCCUGAUAUGUUGACUGUUUUAAUUUAAUUAUUAUUUGAUUUGGGUUGUAUUUUGUACAAAUUAUAUUAUUAUUAAUUGUUGAAGUUGAUGUAUAUGUAUAAUACAUAAUAUAAGAGUUGAGGUGAAAAAAAUAUCUACUCAUGUUUGUCAAUCAUUAAUUUUAAAUUUUAAACGAUAUUUUGUCUCAAUGUGCAUCAACAAAAUCAAUUUUCGUUUUUAUUUUUAAAACUAAAUAAUUACUAACAAGUAUAUUUUUUCCUUGAUAGAACUCUUGAGCUACCUAAUUUAAUGAAAAAUAACAAUUUAUUUUUAAUAUGAAUAGUUUAAUAAAGUUUAAUAAUUAUUAAUCUCUAUGAUGUCUUCAACAUUAAUAUAUUUUCUCAAAUAUUUACACUCAACAUAUAAUAAAAAAAAUAGGAGCAUCAUAAUCCAGUUAAUAUAUUUCUAGUAUAUUGUUUAGAUAGUAUUUCUCCAUACUGUUAUUUAUAUAUAUAUAUUUAUUUUUAUAAUUUAAUGAAUAAUAAUAUUAAACAUUGAUAAAAUAUUAAUGUGUAAAUGUAAUUAUUAAAAAAAUAUACUCUACUGUAAAAAUGUUUGUAAAUGUUCAUUGUAUAUUUAGGAUUGUGACUAUGCGUUGAUAAUUUUGUUUUGGAGCAGCUGCUCUGCUGAAAUUGUAAGAGCGGGUGGUAAAUAAUUAGUUGUUUACUAUUUUGCUAAGACUAGAGAUCAGAGAUAUAGUAUUACCAUUGAUCGCAUAGAAUAGACUAAUCUAUAAUCAAUGGUAUUACAAUAUCUAAUAUUGUGAUAUUAUAAUAAUAGCAUAAUUAAAUUUAUUUAAAAGUUUAACGAAGGAAGAAAUUUUAUCAUAAUUUAUAUUAGUAUAAAUAUAAUUACCAUAACACAUGUACAGAUACAAUGUACCCCUAUGUAUAAACAUAUUAUAACAUUUGUUGUUAUUUUAACAACUUUCAUGUGUAACACAUAUCAUACAAUUUGUUUUGAGUUUAAAAUUUAUUUUAAUAGGCCUAAUAAAAGGAGAUAACUUUGUGGGAAGCAGCGAGUUAAAAUAAAAUCACUGAACUACAGGGAUUUCAAAAAUGUAAUUUAAAAAUCAAAUAUAAGACUGAUAAGUAUGUUUGUUAUGUUUAAUAAUAAAUAUGUAUUAAAAAUGCAAUAAUUAGCCAUGUGAUAAUAUUUGAAUGAUGAUUAAUUUAGUUGUUUAAAUGGUUUG